ACUCUCAGGCAAACAGGCUCCCAUGCUCAGAGUGACAGUGGCCAGAGAGCCACAGUGACGCUUGGUGCUAGCAAGCACCUCCACAGCUCCUGCUGCCUUCCAGCCAGGGCUCCAAUGAAGCGGUUUGUGAGGAUGGUGCUCCGCGGCCUGGUCAACAUAUCCAAGGCGGGACCCUGGCUGCGGAAGACGGCACGGACCCCAGGGAGGGAGGACAGGAAGGCUAAGACUGUACCCCAGCUCGUUAAGAUGAUUAUACCAGUGUUCCUGAGUGCCAACGAGCAGGUGCUGACCGAGGUGCCCAUUACACCAGAGACACUGUGUAAGGAUGUGGUGGAACUGUGCAAGGAGCCUAGUGAGAGUGGCUGCCACGUUGUCGAAGUCUGGCGGGGUAAUGAGAGAGUGAUCCCUUCAGAUCACCUGAUGCUGGAGCACCUGCAGAAAUGGGGUCAGCGGAGGCAGGAGGUGAAGUUUUACCUGCGGCACGAGGACCCGGCCGCCGAGAGCAGCGAGCAGGGUGGACAGCUGUCAGACCAAGCCAGCAGGAAGGGCAGAGGGCUGGUGGACAAGCCCUGCGAGAAUGCGAUAGGGAAUCCUCGUGUUGAUCUGACGCUGUCCGAGCUACAGGAGAUGGCCAUGCGCCAGCAGCAGCAGAUCGAAGCUCAGCAACAGAUGCUUGUGGCCAAGCUGUCCUCUGUUCGUUCUGAGGAGCAGCGCCUCCGCUACCUGAAGCAGCAGGAUUGUCGUCAGGGGCCAGCCGCAUCCGAGUCAGAGAAGCUACAGCACCUCAGGGAGCGCGUGGAGAGCCAAGAGGCCAAGCUGAAGAAGAUCCGCGCCAUGAGGGGCCAGGUGGACUACAGCAAACUCAUCAACGGCAACCUGUCAGCAGAGAUUGAGCAUGUGACUAGCCUGUUCCAGGAGAAGCAGGCAGAGCUACAGAAGGCUGUGCUGAAGGUGGACCAGCUCACUCAGCAGCUGGAUGACCUACGGCAGGGACGCCUGCAGCCUUUGGGGGCGCCACUGAGUGGAACCACUGCUCUUGAACUGCGAAAGCUUUACCAGGAACUGCAGAUCCGGAACAAGCUCAAUCAGGAACAGAACAGUAAGCUGCAGCAACACAAAGACUUGCUGAAUAAACGCAACCUGGAGGUGACAAUGAUGGACAAACGUAUCGAGGACCUGAGAGAGCGACUCUACAAGAAGAAAGCUGAGUUGAGUCGAAUGAGUGGUCCCCCCUCCCCCCAGCCUGCUCCGGUGAGCUCUGGCCGCAUCGCGGCUGUGUGCCCAUACAUCCAGCUCCCUAUGGUGGCGAGGAAGGACGGAGGCCACACUUUACCCCCUGACCCCCUCAAGCCCCACCCACUUUCCCCCACAACCAACCAUGUCCGAUCUAAAUCAGAGGACGAUGGGCCAAGGAAGACAGCAGGUCCCUGGAAGGUCUCAAACUUAGACAUCACAGUGGACCCUGUGGUACCCUCGCCAGAGCCGAGAGAGGGGCCCGGGUCACACUUGGGCUCCGGCUGUGUCUCCUCGAACGAUGCCAGCUGGGUCUUUUUCGCUAAGAACAUGGCCUCUUCAAAAGCCCCAGACUGGAAGAACUCCAGCCAUGAGCCGGGCAAGAUGGCCGUCGGUGAAAAGGACUCUACUACUCUGCUGGGGACAGUAACAGGCUUGUCCAAACAGGCUCCGCCCACCUACGGCACCUACCCCAGUGUGGGAUACCACUCCAAAGUCUGUUCCACCAGCUCCCUGCCACGCUCAGCCCCGGGAACCCUGGCUCGGCAGAGAGUGCCCCCUAGUUCUGGUUCAUCCUCGCAGCAGAUCCAGCAGAGAAUUACAGUACCCCCAAACGGGUCACCCCUCUUCACCCAGGGCGAGAGGACUGACCCCCCACUGGCUGUGGCCGUGCGCCCCUUCAUUUCUGACCGGGGAUCACGACCUCAUUCCCCUAGGAAAGGCCCUGCCACCAUGAACUCCAGCUCCAUCUACCACAUGUAUCUGCAGCAGUCAGUAGCCAAGAAUUAUCCCAGUAGCAGCACCAGAGCUACAGUUAAAGCAGUGUAUGGAAAGCCGCUGUUGCCAAGCUCUGCCUCACCCUCCCCAGUGCCCUUCCAGCAUCAGGCCACGAGAGAUGAGACGGACAGGGAGACAGAUCCAGAGAGCGCACCCCUCCCCCCACCCAGUGUGGAGCACAUUCCCCGCCCCCUCAGCCCGACCAAGCUCACCCCGGUGGCCCACUCGCCCCUGCGCUACCAGAGUGAUGCUGACCUGGAGGUGCUGAGGAGGAAGCUGGCCAAUGCCCCCAGGCCCUUGAAAAAGCGCAGUUCCAUCACAGAGCCUGAGGGCCCGAGUGGGCCCAACAUCCAGAAGCUCCUGUACCAGCGCUUCAACACGCUGGCUGGUGGCAUGGAGAGCGGUGUGGCUGGAAUGCCCUUCUAUCAGCCUGACGUCCCUCUCGGCUACGUCUCGGGCCUGGGUGAAGCUAAUGCUGUGGUGGAAUCAGCCACUUCCUCAUCAGACCCGUCCGUUCCAGAGCCUGACCCUGCCUCCUCGUCACCCACAUCCGAGGCCAACAAGGACGGGCCAGACCAGCCAGCCGAUCCCACGGAAGCGCCUCCACUUCCAGACACCUCAGGCUCUGCCCCUAAACACACCGCCCAAGACAGUCACAACAGUGACUCUGAAGGCACCAACACAGAGCCCAGCCCAGUGCCUGAGGUCUGUUCCCCAGCAGAGCAAGAGGUCACAGAACAGCCUGCCAGGGGCCCCUCAGUGAAGCGGACCAACCUGAAGAAGGCUGGCUCUGAGCGGAUAGGUCACAGCCUCAGGGUUAAGUUCAACCCACUGGCGCUGCUCCUGGAUGCCUCCCUGGAGGGCGAGUUUGACCUGGUGCAGAGGAUCAUAUAUGAGGUGGAGAACCCCAGUACUCCUAAUGAUGAAGGCAUCACUCCCCUCCACAAUGCCGUGUGUGCUGGUCACCAUCACAUAGUAAAGUUCCUGCUGGACUUUGGAGUCAAUGUCAAUGCAGCAGACAGUGACGGAUGGACACCUCUACACUGCGCAGCCUCCUGCAACAGUGUCCACCUCUGCAAGCUGCUGGUGGAGUCCGGGGCGGCCAUCUUUGCCACCACCAUCAGUGACGUGGAGACGGCAGCAGACAAGUGUGAGGAGAUGGAAGAAGGCUACAUCCAGUGCUCCCAGUUCCUCUACGGUGUGCAGGAGAAGCUGGGCGUAAUGAAUAAGGGGGCGGUUUACGCCCUCUGGGAUUAUGAUGCGCAGAGUGCAGAUGAGCUCUCUUUCUGUGAGGGAGAUGCACUCACGGUGCUGAGGCGCAGAGACGACAGCGAGACGGAGUGGUGGUGGGCCAGGCUCAAUGACCAGGAGGGCUACGUGCCCCGUAACCUGUUAGGGUUGUACCCUAGGAUCAAGCCUAGACAGCGCUCCCUGGCAUAAUGCCCCCCAGUGAUCAGAGACGGCAGUGCGAGCCCUCGUUCCUGGCAAUACUGUGGAUUCACAUUUGGAGUCUGCGCUGCCCAGGCUCUGUUCUCUAUAUGUAUCGUGUCCAUCUCAUCACACACGACAGAGGACACAGCAAAAAAAAAAAAAAAAUGGAGCAUGUCUGCAUUGGGACAGAUUUAUUUAAAGCUGCGAGAACUGAUAUGAAACCUGUUGGGCCUAGUCUUCAGUUUGCAUCCCAGAUUUUCUUUUAGAAGCAUCAGACGUGCUGUUUUUAACUUUACAGCACCUCUCACCCACAUCCCUGUCACAGACAACAGCAGUUGUCCCUCUUCCUUUCCUGAGUCUGGCGUCCUGCGCAUGCAUGUGUGUGUGUUUGUGGGAUGUGAAUGUGAUGAGUCAGAGGCAGAGGAUGCAGUCAGAAGAUCCCGUGUUGGUGUUCUCUGAGUUUAUGUAGGAUGGAGGAAAUGGCGGGAUGGGAGG
Electrophorus electricus (electric eel) is the source of this 3936-nucleotide messenger RNA. RefSeq names its product protein phosphatase 1, regulatory subunit 13Ba (gene ppp1r13ba). Gene Ontology annotation, cellular component: nucleus. NCBI's taxonomy places the organism in Eukaryota, Metazoa, Chordata, Actinopteri, Gymnotiformes, Gymnotidae. Gene Ontology annotation, molecular function: p53 binding. The record is from RefSeq and is a predicted model, not a curated record. Gene Ontology annotation, biological process: regulation of apoptotic process.